Messenger RNA from Alternaria burnsii, 2175 nucleotides. RefSeq names its product amino acid transporter. Gene Ontology annotation, biological process: amino acid transmembrane transport. Gene Ontology annotation, cellular component: membrane; extracellular region. Lineage: Eukaryota; Fungi; Ascomycota; Dothideomycetes; Pleosporales; Pleosporaceae. Gene Ontology annotation, molecular function: L-amino acid transmembrane transporter activity. The annotation marks the transcript as partial. The transcript is spliced from 5 exons. The record is from RefSeq and is a predicted model, not a curated record.
CCUCAACACCUUCGAGACGGAAACCGUGGUUGUAGUGCAAUGGACGACAUGCACGGCUCCAGCCGCCCUGGGAGCCAAGACGCUCCCAAGUUGAACACAACCGAGUCGGAACGGGAACCACUGCUUGCACGGCGCUCUUCGUCUUCAUCACGCGCGGUACAGCAGCUAUCCAAGCAGCUCACUACGCGACAUGCAUUUGCCGUUCUUGUUACACUUCAAAUCGGGUCGGGAAUCUUCGCUUCACCAGCGCAGGUUGACAGCAACGUGCCUUCUCCAGGAACUGCUCUCCUAGUUUGGGUCCUUGGCGGGCUGCUAUCAUGGGCAGGAGCAGCAUCGUUUGCUGAGCUUGGUGCUGCGCUUCCACUAAAUGGUGGUAUGCAGGAAUACCUACGCCACAUCUACGGUGACACGGCUGCCUUCCUCAUGGCCUGGGUGUACAUCCUCGGCGUGAAACCUUCAUCCAUGGCCAUCCAAAGUAUCGUCAUCGCCGAAUCCAUAGGAUCAGUCACAUCCAGUACCGGCGACUUACCAGAUGCCAAAAUGCUCAAACUCAUCGCUACCAUAGCUUUUGUGUCCAUGGUGCUACUCAAUUCCAUUAAUACCAGGUUCACAAUGCGGCUGAGCGAGUCUUUCACGGUGUUCAAGCUAUCGACCGUGGCCCUGAUAGUCUUAGGUGGGGUCGUUGCUGUAGCCGCACAUCUGAUCAACCCAAACUCUUCGUUAUCUGGACCGAGCGACUGGUACACUCGCAAUUGGUUUCAGACAAGGUCGACAGUAUCGGACGGCCAAACUAUCGACUGGGUGUCAAUGAGGACAUGGGAUCGUUACGGUCACUAUUGCGCAGCGAUAUAUGGAGGACUUUGGGCGUAUGACGGAUGGGAUAAUGCCAACAUCGUUGCGAGUGAAAUCCGCGACCCAGGUCGUGCUCUUCCAAAAGCGAUCAAAGCUGCGAUGAUCGUAGUACUCAGUUCAUUUGAACUUGUGAACGUGGCUUACUACAUCCUUGUACCUUGGGACAAGCUAAGCAGCAACAACGCAGUGGCAGUCGCUGCUGCUUCAUCCCUCUUAGGGAGGCCUGCUGGUAUUCUAGUUACUAUUCUUGUUGCCAUCUCCUGCGCAGGAUCCAUCACUAGUAAUGUCUUCGCAGUGGGCAGACUGACGAUGGCUGCAUCGCAACGCCAUUAUCUUCCGGCAGUAUUCAGCAAGCGAGGGCUGCCAAUGACGCAGAGGUCUGAGGCAGACACGACCGCUUCAUUCAGCCUCGACGCUCCCAUUUACGCUAACGCUUUGGCCUUGGUCGUAACCCUUGUCUAUAUCCUGACAGGUAGUUUUCGGGCACUCUUGACGUUCGUUGGUAUGGCUGAAUGGGUCUUCUACGUUAGCACGGUAGUUGGACUGCUUGUACUCCGCCGCCAAGAACCCCAGAUGGAACGGCCUUACCGCCCACUCAUUAUCCUUCCCAUCAUCUUCGUCAUCGUCGGCACUUUGGGACGAAAACAACCGCAAUAUAGGAUACGGGAAAACGGAAAGAGAGACUCCACGGGACUAGUAGACCGCCAAGCGACGAUGAAGUAUGUCGGAGGGCAAAGUAUAAAAGAAGGCAGGAGGAUGGACUUCAAAAUGACUAUCAUCAACAUAAAGCAGCAUCUCAGCAUUCUACCUUCGCCUCUACCAGCCCUUCAUUGUCUACCAGUCAAGAAGAAAUCUUCAGUAAUAAACAUGCGUUACUCCAUCCUCGCCUUCGCUGCCGGUGUCGCUGCCGCUCCUUUUGCUUCCACUGGAACUACCGCUCUUUGCCCUGCUGGGCUUUACAGCAACCCCCAGUGCUGUGCCACUGAUGUCCUUGGUGCUGUUGGUUUGAACUGCGCAGUCCCUGCCACCACUCCUGCCAACACUAGCGAUUUCAUCAGCGGCUGCGCUGCCACUGGCCAGCAAGCCAAGUGCUGUGUGAUUCCCGUUGCGGGUCAGGACGUUCUGUGUCAGGAUGUCAGCCCUGGUGCCGGAGCCCCAGGUGGCGGUGCCCCCACCGCUACUGUCACUGCUACUGCCACAGGUGGUGGUGGUCCCACUCCUACCGCUGGUCCUCCAGCCCCUCCAGCCCCACCCGCUUCCAGCUCCUGUGAGUCUAGCACUGCGCCAGCUCCUACUCCUUCCGACUGUGGCUGUGAGGAGUAG